AUGGAAAAUGCCAGUGUUCUGAAAGAUAAGGGGAAUGAGUUGUUCAAAAGCGGCUCAUACCGGGAAGCUAUCUGUAUAUACAACCAAGCUUUGUUGGAGACAGAGCUGGAUGAUGAUAUUCGCUGCAUUCUGCAUCGUAACAAGGCUCAGGCUUUUCUGAAAUUGGAGGACUAUGAAAACGCUGUUUCAGCCGCCAGUGAAGCACUCAGAAUUCACCCAACUGAUGCCAAAGCCCUGUUUCGUCGAGCUCAAGCUUACGAGCGACUGAACAAGCUUCAACAGGCGUUAGAAGACAGUCGCAAACUGAUACAGUUGGAACCAAAAAAUACAGCUGCACAAAAUCUAGCCAGGAAAAUAGAAAUGACCGUUGCGUCAAAAAUUGCUGUUGCCGAAAGUCUUCCAUCCAAAGUUAACGACAUGUUUGCUCUGAUUGAUAAGGAAGCUUCAGAUAUACAAAAAUUGGAAUCGGCUUUAAGCAACCUGGCUGCCCUGGUUAGUGAAAGUGGUGCAACGGCAUCCAAUUUAAUUUGGUUGCAUCCGAAACUUGAACUGAUCUAUGUGCUGUGCAGACACACGGAACAAAAAAUCGUUUUGGCUGCUCAUCGAGUUCUGGCUUAUUUGUUCGAACAUCACAUAGACAGAGUAAGUUUAAACUGA
Echinostoma caproni is the source of this 657-nucleotide messenger RNA. The record is from the annotation of a GenBank genome assembly. Lineage: Eukaryota; Metazoa; Platyhelminthes; Trematoda; Plagiorchiida; Echinostomatidae.